AUGGGAAUGAGGAAUGAGCAAGUUACACUGGGAUCCAAACUGGCAGUGCCGUUCAUCCUGACAACCCGCGGUGCUACAACUGCAUUGGGUAGAGAUGGUUUGUCAGCAGAAACUCUCCUGGAUGACUUCCUUCUCACGUACACAGUCUUCAUGACAACUGAUGACUUGUGCCAGGCACUUCUGAGGCACUAUUGUGCCAAGAACCACCAAGGGAAGGAAGACGACUCAGAUGUGUCCUGUAGGAAAAGAAAAGUCUUGCAUUUGGUGUCUCAGUGGACUUCUCUCUACAAAGACUGGUUACAUGAAGAUGAGCAUUUAAAACAAUUUUUAAAGACGAUAUACAGGAAUGUGUUAGAUGAUGUGUACGAAUAUCCCAUUCUUGAGAAGGACCUGAAAGAAUUUCAGAAGAUACUUGGGAUGCAUCGUCGUCACACUGUAGAUGAAUAUUCACCUCACCGAAAGAAUAAAACCUUUUUCCACCAGUUCAGUGUAAAGGAGAACUGGCUGCAGCACAGAGGAACCAUGAAUGAAACAGAAGAAAUUUUCUGCCGUGUGUAUAUAACAGAGCACUCCUACGUCAGUGUGAAAGCUCAAGUAUCCUCUUCAGCUCAGGAGAUACUGAAGAUUGUAGCAGAAAAGAUCCAGUACCCGGAGGAGGAGUUGGCGCUGGUGACAGUCACAUUCUCUGGUGAGAAACAUGAACUACAACCAAAUGACUUGGCUAUCUCAAAAUCUUUUGAGUCAUCCAGUCGUAUGUUUGUCUACCGAAAAGAUCUGACUGAUUCUUUGAACCCAUUUGCUGAAAAUGAGGAAUUGCAGCAAAGGUCUGUAAGAAUUUUGGGAAUCAACACCUGGGAUCUUGCCUUAGAACUAACAAACUUUGACUGGGGCCUCUUCAACGCAAUUCAUGAGCAAGAGCUGAUAUACUUCACGUUCAGCAGACAGGGCAGUGCUGAAAACACUGAGAAUCUCAGUCUUCUGCUUCAAAGAUGCAACGAGGUCCAGCUUUGGGUUGCCACCGAGAUACUCCUCUGCAGCCAGCUCUGCAAACGUGUACAGCUAGUCAAAAAGUUCAUCAAGAUUGCUGCCCACUGUAAAGCCCAAAGAAAUCUGAAUUCAUUCUUUGCUAUUGUUAUGGGUCUCAACACUGCAUCUGUCAGCCGGCUGUCUCAGACCUGGGAGAAAAUUCCUGGGAAGUUCAAGAAACUUUUUACUGAACUCGAAAGUUUGACGGACCCUUCUCUGAAUCACAAAGCUUACAGGGAUGCAUUCAAGAAAAUGAAAUCUCCAAAAAUCCCCUUCAUGCCCUUACUUCUGAAAGAUGUAACAUUCAUCCAUGAAGGAAAUAAAACUUUUCUGGAUAACCUUGUUAAUUUUGAAAAGCUGCACAUGAUUGCAGAUACUGUUCGGUCAUUGAGACAUUGCAGAAAUAACCAGUUUGGCAAUGAAGUUGCUUCGAAAGAGCAUCAUGAGCUGAAGCCAUACAUCCAUCACCUGCAUGUCAUCGACAACCAGCAGGCUCUGUUUGAGCUUUCUCACAGGAUAGAGCCGCGAGUUUGAGCGUACACAGCUUCAUAUAACCUUGUAACUGCAGCACUUUGAAUUAAGUGAAUGUUUAUGCCAAGCAUGUUGCUUCCCUACAUAAGAACAGUUUACUGAGUUUUAUCAGUAGCUCACACAACAUGCACAGGAAAAUCAGGCAAGAGCCAGCAAAGGAGCUGCUCACAGAGUUGCAGAGCAAGCUUGGUGCCAUCCCCGCUGGUCUCCGGGACAGGAGGGAGCAGAGCAGCGUCCUUUGAGCUCAGGAGCUUGGUUUCUGUGAAAAUAUUGUUUGGUCCAGUGUAGCUUUCAAUGCAGAUUCUGCCAGUAUUAGUAUGAAAGGAAAUGUCAUGUCACAGCAGCAAAACAUUUCAGCAAGCAAUGUGCCGCAAGGGGAUUGAUUCUCAGUUCAUCACGGGGCGUACCUCACUGAUUCAAGGCUACCCAAGUAUUGUUGCCAAAAAGACUGCAUAAUCCAUGCAGCUCCCAUGAGUCCACUGGAGCAUCUUAUUUGAGAUAAGUGCGGACAACCAGGAACGGGAAUAUAAAAAGACAGCGCACCAGAUGAAACUCAAGAGUGCGUCGCGAUUUGGAGGUUAGCAGUAAACAGUUCAUGCUGUUAUGGCCCCUUAAGAAUCUGCUUUAUAAAACACACUGUAAGAGCCAAUCCACUUUUGUUACCAUUUAUGGACAC
This is a messenger RNA of Eurypyga helias (sunbittern), 2233 nucleotides long. It is a transcript of the gene RAPGEF5, whose product is annotated as Rap guanine nucleotide exchange factor (GEF) 5. Bases 1 to 1560 code for a protein of 519 amino acids. Gene Ontology annotation, biological process: Ras protein signal transduction; positive regulation of GTPase activity. Gene Ontology annotation, molecular function: guanyl-nucleotide exchange factor activity. NCBI's taxonomy places the organism in Eukaryota, Metazoa, Chordata, Aves, Eurypygiformes, Eurypygidae. The record is from RefSeq and is a predicted model, not a curated record. Gene Ontology annotation, cellular component: plasma membrane. The transcript is spliced from 16 exons.